Molecule: messenger RNA, 1857 nt
Organism: Tilletiopsis washingtonensis
Lineage: Eukaryota; Fungi; Basidiomycota; Exobasidiomycetes; Entylomatales
Exons: 5
Coding region: 1-1857 (618 amino acids)
Molecular function (GO): DNA binding
Source: RefSeq, a predicted model, not a curated record
AUGAGCGAGCGCAACUUCCUCGGCGACGCAAGCCACGGCACGGCUCUCGGCCUGAGCUUCCCGACGAGCGAGCCUGCGCACGACUAUUCUGCGUGGCCGCAGCCGCCGCCGCCGCCGCAGCCGCAUGCACUGCCCUACUCGCACAGCUACAGCGGCCUCGGCACGCCGAUGAUGCCGUCGAUGUCGGCACGCAGCAUGUCCGACUCGCACCUCGGCGGCAGCGGCACGGCGUUCGAGCAGCACACGCAUCUGCUGCCGCCGAACGUGGCGUCGGGCGUGGCGCCCCAUAUGGCGGCCAGCCUGUCGGCGACCUCUGCGGCGUCAUCGCCCAUGCCGAUGCACCGCCGUCGGCCGUCGGUCUCGUUUGACGGCGGCUACAUGACGUCGUCGCCGCUCAGCAUGCACACGCACUCGGCACGUCCAAGCCCACGGCACGACGGCCAGCUGCUGCUGCCGCCGGCGACGCUGCGGCGCGCCGAGAGCUUCAGCAGCUUCAUGGCCACCGACCACUCGCCGGAGAGUCUCUUCAGCAACCUCUCGCCGUCGCCAUCGAGCAGCCUGCACCGCAGCCCGCUGCACACGUCGGCGCUCGACGCCCUCGCCGGCGUGCCGAACCUCGUCGGACGCAAGCGCACGUCGCCUGGCCGCCCGGCGCCGGCGGCACUCGCGGGCCGCAAGCGCAACAAGAUGUCGCGCGAGCAGCUCGCGGCGCUCGAGGCCUUCUUCGAGAAGAACCGCAACCCUGUCGGCGCCGUGCGCGAGCACCUGGCGCGCAAGCUGGACGUCAACGAGCGCAGCCUCCAGAUCUGGUUCCAGAAUCGCCGCAUCCGGCAUCCCCUCAACAACAGCCGUGCAAAGUCCAAGCAGGCGAGCGACAACGUCGAGGCGUACGCGUGGCAGCUCGAUGGCCGUGCCAUGAGCUUCGACGCGAGCGACCCAAGAUUCGACGGACAUGCCCGGCGCAUGUCUGCCGAGCCGCGACGCACCGUCGCCGACACGGCCGUCGAGCUGCCGGCGCACUAUCUGCGCGUCGGCGAGUGGCGCCGCAUCGCACCGACUUGCUACUUCUCCCUGCGCAACCAGUUCUUUGCGUGGGUGAUUACGAGCGACAGCCUCGGCUACAAGCUCGAGCUGCCGUGGAAGGCCGUGCGCAGCGUCUACUUUGACGCCGUCCAGGCGGAUCCGGCGGACGGCAUUGCCGGCCCCGUCGGACGCGCCGUCGUCGAGCUCGACCGGCCGCCGUACUUCUACAUGGAGGUCUUCCGCAGCACGGCCAAGGACGAGCGCGAGGGCAAGCGCAAGCCCGCCUGGCGCCAGUGCGACGACUUCACCGAGGGCGCGCAGGCGACGCACUUCUACACGCACGAGCUCGUCGGCCCGUAUCACGAGCUGCGCAGCGCGCUCAUCGAGAUCUCGCGCACCGAGGGCGCCGUUGGCAAGCUCGUGCGCUUCGGCCCGACGGCCAUGAUCGACGGCGCGCCGCCGCUCGUGCGUCCGAGCAUCGCUGCGGCUGCACCGCCAGGCUACCCCGUCGCCGGCCAGGCGCCGCUCGAGUACCAGCAGCCGUAUGACGGCAUGUACGAUGCGCCGUACCCGAGCGACGCGCUGCCCAUGCGUGCCGAGCCGGCGCCGGCGUGGCACUGGCAGGCGGGGCAGGACGCACAGCCGCCGCACGCCCUGCAGCACUUUGCGCCGCCGCCGCAGGUGUACGAGCCGCAGGUGUACUACUCGCCGGCCGACGUCGGCACGGCGCAUCUCGCGCCGCCGCCGACAUCGCACUCGCGCUCAUCGCCGGCGAGCGACGGCUCGCUGGACCCGCAGCUCGUCACAGCGUCGCUGUCGCUCGACGCGGCGUGA